Molecule: messenger RNA, 278 nt
Organism: Dentiscutata heterogama
Lineage: Eukaryota; Fungi; Glomeromycota; Glomeromycetes; Diversisporales; Gigasporaceae
Source: the annotation of a GenBank genome assembly
CAAUCUUAAAGAAAAUUAAACCUUAUCAUAAAAUUCUUGAAAUGGAUCUUUGGGAUGAUAUUGUUUCAAGAUCUUUAGAUCCAGAUGCAUCUGUUAGUUCUCCAAUUUUACCUUCUCGUCCUUGGUUUGGUGCUUAUAAUUUCGGAAUGGGAGAAUAUAAUAAAUCUACUCCUGGAAAAUGGUAUUAUGGUAAUAGUUAUUAUGAAAAACAAAUAACAAACAUAAAUGAUUGGUUUAUUAUAGAUGAAUAUGAAGUAUUUCAAAUUUGUGAAAUUUAA